Molecule: messenger RNA, 2552 nt
Organism: Mangifera indica (mango)
Lineage: Eukaryota; Viridiplantae; Streptophyta; Magnoliopsida; Sapindales; Anacardiaceae
Exons: 5
Coding region: 173-2317 (714 amino acids)
Molecular function (GO): glycosyltransferase activity
Source: RefSeq, a predicted model, not a curated record
UUUUCAUUAUCUCCCUAAAACGUUAUUAAUAAAAGUUUCUUUUUCUCGUUAACUCUCUCUCUCUCUGUUAGCUAAUGAGCUGAGCUGAGCUGAAUCACGCAACGGAGAUCAGUGUAUAUCUCAGAAAUAUAUACAGAUUAAGCAAUGGCUUUCUGAUAUAAUAGAGAAACUAAUGGAGGACAGCUUAAACUUAGGAGAUCUGCAUGUGAAUACAGUUAGACAGUCCUCCUUUAGGCAGGGUGGAAGCUCUAAGUCCACAUUGUCGGGAAGAUCUACACCAAAGAAUUCUCCUUCAUUUCGGAGAUUGAAUGCUAGCCGAACUCCAAAAAGAGAUGCUAGAAGCAAUGCCUUACAGUGGUUUCGAAGCAGUCGAUUAGUGUAUUGGUUGCUUCUAAUUACUCUCUGGACUUAUCUUGGGUUUUAUGUCCAGUCCAGGUGGGCUCAUGGUGAUAACAAUGAGAAAUUUCUAGGUUUUGGAGGUAAACGCAGAAAUGGGAUUGUAGACUCUCUACAGAAUAAACACCGAGAUUUGACUGCCAAUGAUAGUUAUCUGCCUGCAAAUGAAGGGGCUACUAACAUUGAGGUGUCAGAGGCUAAAAAAAUAGAUGUGGUUUUAUCUAAGAAACGAAAUGGUGCUUCUUCUCGUCAGAGUGUAACCAGAAGGAAGAGGAGUAGGCGUAGUUUGCAUGGUAAAGGGCGGGUUAAACAGAAGACAAAGACAGAUGUUGAAAGCAAUGACAUAGAGCCACAGCAACCAGAAAUUCCUAUGUCAAAUGCUUCCUAUGGUUUACUUUUUGGUCCAUUUGGCCUAAUAGAGGAUAGAAUUCUAGAAUGGAGUCCGGAAAAGCAAUCAGGGACUUGUGACAGGAAGGGGGCCUUUGCACGUCUUGUUUGGUCUAGGAAAUUUAUUUUGAUUUUCCAUGAACUUUCACUGACUGGUGCUCCACUUUCAAUGAUGGAAUUUGCAACAGAGCUUUUGAGCUGUGGAGGCACAGUUGCAGCUGUAGUUCUUAGUAAGAAAGGUGGAUUAAUGCCAGAGCUCAGUAGGAGAAAAAUCAAGGUACUUGAGGACAAAGCAGAGCUGAGUUUCAAAGCUUCUAUGAAAGCAGAUCUUGUCAUUGCAGGUUCGGCAGUCUGCGCAUCAUGGAUCGGUCAAUAUAUCAAUCAUUUUCCAGCUGGUGGAAGUCAAAUUGUCUGGUGGAUCAUGGAAAAUCGCAGAGAGUACUUUGAUCGGGCAAAGUCUAUUCUUCACAUGGCAAAGAUGCUGAUUUUUCUUUCUGAAUCACAGACCAAACAAUGGCUAACCUGGUGUGAAGAAGAAAAGAUCAAACUAAGAUCUCAGCCUGCGGUUGUUCCACUUUCUGUUAAAGAUGAAUUGGCUUUUGUAGCUGGCUUUAAUUGUUCACUAAAUAAUCCAACUAAUAGCCCCGAGAAGAUGCUAGAGAAAAUAAAACUGUUACGAGAUUCUGUCCGAAAAGAGAUGGGAUUGGCUGAUAAUGAUAUUCUUGUGAUGUCUCUCAGUAGUAUAAAUUCUGGAAAGGGCCAGCUCUUGCUUGUUGAGUCAGCACAGCUAAUGUUUGAACAAAAAGAUUACAGCAAUGAUUCUAGAAUAAGAAAAGUGAAUGUACGCAAGGACAAACCUUCAUUGGCUGCAAGGCAUCAUUUAAGAGGCUUGCUUCAAACAUCAAAUUCUACGAAGUUGGAUGAACCUAAGAGGAAUGAUUUACCAUCACCAAGUCUCUAUACCUCCAUCGGUGACACACAGGCUGUGGGCUUUAUCAGCAACCAGAAAAGAAGGAAAGUGCUGUCUAAGAAUGAAGAAACACUGGAACAGGCUCUUAAACUUCUAAUUGGUUCUGUUGGAUCUAAGAGCAAUAAGGUGCCUUAUGUCAAGGAGAUUUUACAGUUCUUAUCCCAGCAGUCAAACUUGUCAAAGUCUGUGAUGUGGACUCCAGCAACAACACGUGUUGCAUCACUUUACUCCGCAGCAGAUGUAUAUGUUAUAAACUCCCAGGGACUGGGAGAAACAUUUGGGAGAGUAACAAUAGAAGCAAUGGCAUUUGGUCUUCCAGUCCUGGGAACAGACGCUGGAGGAACAAAAGAAAUUGUUGAGCACAAUGUAACAGGGUUACUGCAUCCUCCCGGCCAUUUGGGAAGCCCUGUUCUUGCUCAAAAUCUCAGGUUUUUGCUUAAAAACCCGUCAGCCAGGAAGCAGAUGGGAAUGGAAGGAAGGAAAAAGGUAGGGAAAAUGUACUUGAAGCAGCACAUGUACAAGAAAUUGGGGGAGGUUCUCCAUAAGUGCAUGAGAUUCAAAUAAGGUGAAUCACUAGACACUUCAUUCUUUAAUUGUUUUGAAAUUUGAAAGGGUGCUGUGAAUAUCAAGAAAAAAAGAAACCCUGUUAUUCCACCCAAAUUGAUUCGAAACAUCACUGCCUUAUAAUAUUGCUGAGGAAAUUAAAUGCUUUUUUGAUUUGAUGAAAAGCUAUCCUGAUUUGAAUUUGGAUCUCAGGAUUUUCUUUCCAGAAACUGGUUAAUUCUGCCAGAUAUGUAUA